CCCCUGACGCACUGCCUCUGGGGAGGAAACGGAGCUGCAAACUCAGUCCUGCUCUGCUGUACACGGUGCAGGGCAGAGGGAGAGCCAAUCACCGAAACGCACAGGCUCCCUUUAAGCCUGACAUAUCUCCAACAGGAACAAAUUGUCCCAACAAUCAACAUCCCAAUCUGCUGCGCGCAUCAGGGGCUGGAGUGGAGAGGAUCGCCUAUAGGCCUGAGCUGCGCGGACGGAUCGCGCUGGAUUGCAUCGCGACCAGAAACUAUAAACACUGAGAAUUAAACGACAGCUAUCGUGUUGGAUACCAACGUUUUGGGCGGAGGCGCAAGCUCGGACAUCAUGUCUAUAUUGCCGUCAUUCGGGUUUACGCAGGAGCAAGUGGCGUGCGUUUGCGAGGUGUUGCAGCAGGGAGGGAACCUGGAGAGGCUCGGCCGCUUCCUGUGGUCCCUGCCGGCUUGCGAUCACCUCCACAAGAACGAAAGCGUCCUCAAAGCCAAGGCAGUGGUGGCUUUUCAUCGGGGGAACUUCAGAGAGCUUUACAAGCUCCUAGAAAGCCACCAGUUUUCUCCGCACAACCACCCAAAGCUGCAGCAGCUCUGGCUCAAGGCGCACUACGUGGAGGCGGAGAAGCUGCGCGGACGGCCGCUCGGAGCUGUAGGGAAGUACCGGGUGCGGAGGAAAUUCCCGCUGCCCCGCACGAUAUGGGACGGCGAGGAGACCAGCUACUGCUUUAAAGAGAAGUCCCGGGGAGUCCUGAGAGAGUGGUACACGCACAACCCCUACCCUUCCCCGCGGGAAAAGAGAGAGCUGGCCGAGGCCACAGGACUGACCACCACGCAGGUCAGCAACUGGUUCAAAAACAGACGGCAGCGAGACAGAGCCGCAGAGGCGAAGGAGAGGGAGAACAGUGAAAACAGCAACGCAGGCGGCAACAAACAGAACCAGCUGUCCCCACUGGACGGAGGAAAGUCUCUCAUGUCCAGUUCGGAGGACGAGUUUUCUCCACCCCAGAGCCCCGACCCGAACUCAGCGCUUAUGCUUCAGGGCAACAUGAACCACCCCGGGGCCUCCGCCUACCCCAUGUCCGGCCUGGGUCCCCCACAGCCGGUGCACAGCAUGCACGGACACCCGCACCAACUGCAGGACUCCUUGUUGGGACCUCUAACCUCCAGCCUUGUGGAUUUGGGCUCUUAAAGAGGCUGCCAGAUUAUUUUAUUUUACAACAACAGAAAGAAAGAGGACUGAUAAGUGUAUCAGAUUGAUGUAUGAAAUAACACUAUAGUAGCUACCUUAUAAUAUAGACUGACUUGUCUGUCGUUCAAUUUGGUUAGGACAAAAUUCCUUUUAUGCGCUUAAACUGUAUAUCCCCACUGACAGGAGCAUUUUCGUCUCCUGCACACGAAAACACACAAACAGGACCUGUCUGAAACUCUUAACUCGACGAGACACUUAACUGGACUGCCCAUUUGCUUAAUUUAUGAUAUUUGUUGAUAUAAAAGGAUUAUAGCAACAUCCUGCGAUGGAAACUAAGAGGUAACGUUUUCAUUAGUCGUGGUAAUUAGUUUCCAAUAAAACAAAAGUAAUACAAUUGUCUCUGUGUUAUUUGUGUAUUUAGAGAAAAAAUAGACAUUAAUUUAAUUCUAUAUUAUAGUGUUUCAGCAUAUGCAAAACAAAUUAAUCUGGACUAUCUUUAUUGUAACUAUUUGGGAAGUGGUGAAAAUCAGGUUAAAUAUUUGUUUCACAAUUGUUGUUAACCUGUAAAAUUAGGCUUUAUUUAUGCCUGCUGCUUAGAAUGAGUAAAUACAUGGAAAAUGACAAACAAUCAACAAUAUAUAAUACGGUGGAGAGAUAUCAAACAUAAUGUGAGUAAUUUUGUGUCAAAUAUUAAAACCUGCUCCACGGGUUCUUUGGGCUUUUAACAAUAAUAAUGCUAAUUCAAAUCAUAUAUUUCAAACACAGAGUCAUAAAGGGAAAUGUAAUUAUACAAACGUGAGUCAUCAUGAGCAGCUGUCUGUCAGGAGGCUGUUGUGCGCAGGAACCAGCGUUGGUCCCUUUGAUUGUCUGCUCUGUAAUAUGAUGACUGAAGGAGAAAGGAUUUUUUUUUUUUUUUUUUUCGUCAUUUCUAGCCCGAGUGCUGCGGAUCAUUGGCUUUUUGUUGCCGUGUUUUCUUUACACUCUACGAGAGUUUGCUCUGUCGGUUCUGGGCCAUGGGAAAGAGCCACCACUCAACCUCUUAUACAAGCUCUGGAUGUUCAAACAUCCCAUAUGAAAAACGUCAUUGCCUGAUGAAAUCAAUAUAGAUACCCUAUAAACAAAACAAAUAUUAGUGGCUCAAAUAAAGGACAUUUAAUUUCUUAAAUAAAAUAAGACUAUUAGUAGACACUCCCACUCAUAUAGGGGUCAUAAUAAUAAUUUCCAUAAUAAACAACAACAAUGUUCUACUCAUAAUAAUAAAUAAAAGGGACUAUAUUUGUAGCAAUAUGAGAAUAUGUUGGCCUGAGAGCAGGAAUCUGGUGAGGGCAGCUCUCCUGUCCCCCCACCCCCCGCCCCGCACUCCUCUUUGGGCUCAUGUCAGGGUAAAUUGUUUUGAGCAGAGAGCACAGAGGAUUUCCUGAGCAUAAUCUGAAACAGUCGCUGCUAGCAUUACUGCCUGAUUGCGAAGAUUGCAGGGCUGCAGGGCUGCAACGCCCGGCUUCAUGGAGGGACCUUGAGGUAUUCUGCAUCCCGGAGGCCUCCCUCCCUCUGCCUGUCUCUCCCCCUCUGAUCCCCUCAGGUCUACUAACAACACCGGGGCUGUGCUCCCCAUAUAUCACCUACAGAGAUCCAUAUGGUUGUGCUUGAGCGAUGUGUCUGUCUGAAUGUCCUCAGCAGACCUUCCAUCAUCAGGCUCUUUGGUCAGUGUUUCUGCUUUUUAAAUUUGUAUUCUAAUAUGUGAUGAGAAAAGCAUGGAGUUAAUUUACUUGAGUACAAUUAGAAAUGCCAAAUAUUCUUGUCAAAAGAAAAAGUUCUGCCUUCAACAUUUUACCUUAAAAUAGUCCAGAUGUAUUCUCAGCCAAAUACAUUUACAGUAUUACACAGAGAAUCUGUCUUUAUUUAUUAUCAUGCUAGUGGACCAUUAAGGCAAAUUAAAGCAAAUGUAAGCUUAUUUAUGUUCAUAUUGAGCAAUCCUUUAAUUAUGUUCUGAAAAGAGUAAGAUGUAUGUAGUGCAGUAUGGUCAGAUUUCCCUUAAAACUGUAGUGCAGUAAGAGUGUAAAGUAGCAUAAAAUGAAAACACUAAAAAAACAAAAAAACACCACAAUCUGAACAUUUCACUGAAAGCCCCUGAAAAUGUGUUUUUAAAGCAGUUUUUUUUAAAUGUAUGGAAAGUUACAAAUAUGUGUCUUACCAAAAUAAAUUAA
Messenger RNA from Notothenia coriiceps (black rockcod), 3395 nucleotides. RefSeq names its product SIX homeobox 1a (gene six1a). Gene Ontology annotation, biological process: regulation of transcription by RNA polymerase II; regulation of skeletal muscle cell proliferation; skeletal muscle fiber development. Gene Ontology annotation, molecular function: RNA polymerase II cis-regulatory region sequence-specific DNA binding; DNA-binding transcription factor activity, RNA polymerase II-specific. The transcript has 2 exons. Bases 337 to 1191 code for a protein of 284 amino acids. Gene Ontology annotation, cellular component: transcription regulator complex; nucleus. The record is from RefSeq and is a predicted model, not a curated record. NCBI's taxonomy places the organism in Eukaryota, Metazoa, Chordata, Actinopteri, Perciformes, Nototheniidae.